UCGCCACUCGUGCGCUGAUCUUUUGUGCUGCCAGUGCCAGAACCAUGACCGCCCCGUUGUCAACCGCUGUCAGCUGGAAUUUCUUCGCGCCCUCGCGUUUCGACGCUGCGCUCCUGUCGUCGCUGCCAUGGGUCAGCGUGCUCCUGUCUUGUGCCCUGCUGGCUAUGCACUGUCGUCGGUGGUUUUACACGUGGAACACACUGCGCCCCAUCCCUGGGCCUGGCACCGACUGGCUGCCGCCGCUGUUCUUGCUCUCCGUAUACUGGCAGUACAGGAGGCACCUGUCCAAAAGUGCCACCUCGGUGGUUUUCAGGGUUAUAAGAAAAGUAUCCAAAAUGUAUGAAGGCAAGACUUUCAAGGUGUACAUAGGAACGAGCCCCACAGUCGUUCUGCAUACGCCGGAAGCAGCAGAGGUAUUACUUUCUGCAAAGGAGAACACCGGGAAACCAAACUCGUACGCGUUCCUGAAGUCGUGGUUGGGCCCGAAGAAUCUGCUGACAAGCAAAGGGGACCCGUGGAAAGCAAAGGCAAAGCUCUUCAAGAACGCUUUCAACAACGAUCAUCUGGAAAGCUGCAUGGCUGUGUUCAACGAGAGCGGUCAUGUUCUUGAGAAACGCAUCGAAACCAUGGCAUCAGAGUCACCGGACGAACCAAUAGUCUGCUACAACAACAUUCAGAACUGCGUUCUCGACAUCAUAGGCCGUGCUUUAUUUGGAAUUCACUUAGGCUUGCAGAAUGGAAAUAGGAAAGAAUACGCCCGCUGGUUCAACUACCUGACGUACCUGCUUACGGUGCGAUAUUUCCGGCCCUGGCUGUGGAUACAGGCCCUCUACGACGCAACGCAUGAAGGGAAGUUCUGGAAGCGUACCGUCGACAACAUCGGCAAGUUGCAUCUUUCCGUGAUAGAGAAGAGGAAGUCUGCGAUAAUGAAAAAGCUUGUAGACGAGAGCUUCAACGACGAACAUGACAACGAGUUGUCCUUCCCGGCAGCCGUAGAUGCCGCCAUAAAGAAGCAUAUAUCUGCACCAUCAUCGUACACCUUGGACGAACUGGAAAAGGACACGACCUCGGUCACAUUUGCCGCUGCCGAUUCCACGUCAGCGGCGAUGAGCUGGACGCUGUAUCUUCUCGGCUUGAAUCCAGGUAAGCAGGCCAAACUGCAGAAGGAGCUAGACGACGCCUUCGGGCGAGAUGGCCAGCACGAGAUCACCACGAGCGACCUCAAGCAACUGCCUUAUCUCGAGUGCUGCAUCAAGGCGAGUAUUACGAAGAAACGUAAUUAUUGUGCGAGUUGAAAUCAUAGAGAGAGA
Messenger RNA from Rhipicephalus sanguineus (brown dog tick), 1310 nucleotides. Its product is annotated as cytochrome P450 4V2. The record is from RefSeq and is a predicted model, not a curated record. NCBI's taxonomy places the organism in Eukaryota, Metazoa, Arthropoda, Arachnida, Ixodida, Ixodidae. The coding region runs from base 45 to 1295 and encodes 416 amino acids. Gene Ontology annotation, molecular function: oxidoreductase activity, acting on paired donors, with incorporation or reduction of molecular oxygen; heme binding; iron ion binding. The transcript has 8 exons.